CACGUACGCGAUAAGUUUGUUAUGAUUGUGUGAACGUCGCCGGCUAUCACAUUGCACCUCAGUUGCACAUUUCAGUGAGAUCUCAGUGAUUCCAUGAUAUACUUGUUAAUACAUUCCAUUUUUAUUUAAUAUAAAUUACGAUGUUGCUUGUCAAUUGUGCGCUUCUAUUAAAUUUGUUAUUUGCAUGGUCCGUCUUUGGCGGUCCCGAAGAAGAGCAAGGAGUAAAGUAUGCUGAUAAAUGUGAAGUGUGCAAAGUUGUAGCUAAAGAACUUGAGGCCAGAUUAGACGAAACAGGGAAAACCCAUGAUGUAUUGGAACUAGGAUAUUCUGUAGAUGAUAUUGUACCAAAAAAGAAAAAGGAUUAUAAGAAGUCAGAACUACGACUAUUAGAGAGCAUGGAAAAUGUUUGCGAGCGUAUAUUGGAGUAUAAUAUACACAAAGAACGUACAGAUAGUACAAGAUUUGCGAAAGGAACAAGUCAGACGUUUAAAACACUCCAUGAACUUGUUGAUAGGGGAGUGAAAGUAGAUUUAGGUAUUCCUUAUGAACUUUGGGACAAACCUUCUGUAGAAAUUACUACUCUCAAAACACAAUGUGAAGAUAUGCUGGAGUCUUACGAAGCUGAUAUUGAAGAAUGGUACCAUACGCAUCAGGGAAAUAUUCCUCUAACUCGAUAUCUAUGCUCUGAACGUGUAUUGAAAGAGCAAAGUGAUUCUUGCCUGUAUGAGAAAAAUGAGAACAAAGAUACAAAGAAAGAAAAGAAAAAAACGAAAAAGGUAUCAACUGAUACAGAGAAUGUAAAGGACGAACUACAGAAUGUAAAGCAAGAGUUAUAAAGUGACGAGAAUGCCUCAAAGAACAAAUUUAUGUGGAUACUUUCAUUACUGGACUAGAAAAAAUGUGAUUCUUUAUCACAGAAUGAAAUAUAUUAUGCAAUAGAACGAGAGAAGAGAGACACAAUACUAUAUGUAUAUAUAUAUAUAUAUAUAUAUA
This is a messenger RNA of Odontomachus brunneus, 993 nucleotides long. RefSeq names its product protein canopy 4 (gene CNPYb). Lineage: Eukaryota; Metazoa; Arthropoda; Insecta; Hymenoptera; Formicidae. Gene Ontology annotation, molecular function: signaling receptor binding. Bases 141 to 836 code for a protein of 231 amino acids. Gene Ontology annotation, cellular component: endomembrane system. The transcript is spliced from 5 exons. The record is from RefSeq and is a predicted model, not a curated record.